CUCUUUCUUUCCUCAAUAUAGACCCUGCUAUCAAAGACAGCUUUUCCUUCACCUGGGGCAAAGGUCCCACCCAAAGGCUUCAGACAUCUGAGAUUUACUCCUGGUGCUGACUUGGAUGACUCUACUCAAGCUUCUCUUGUCAACAUUAAUCCCUUUACACCAGAAUCAUACCGACAAAUGCUCUUUCUUCCUAAUGGCAAGCGGAAAGCCAGAGAGAUAAGGAAUCCUGAUCUAAGAGGCCAGGUAAAACAGGAGCUACCUACCAAGAGGUGUCCUCUGAAAGACAGCAAUAUGGUUUCCCGCUACCAGAAGGAAUUCCUGGAACUGGAGAGGAUUGGUGUAGGGGAAUUUGGUUCUGUCUACAAAUGCAUCAAGCGCCUUGACGGAUGUGUUUAUGCCAUCAAACGCUCCAAGAGGCCUCUGGCAGGAUCCUCGGAUGAGCAGCUGGCAUUGCGUGAGGUUUAUGCUCAUGCGGUCCUUGGACACCACCCCCAUGUUGUGCGCUACUACUCAGCAUGGGCAGAAGAUGAUCACAUGAUUAUACAAAAUGAACACUGUAAUGGUGGGAGUCUCCAAGAUGUGCUUCUAGAAAAUGCAAAGCAUGGCCAGUAUUUCCCUGAAACAAAGCUGAAAGAAAUCUUGUUACAAGUCUCCAUGGGACUGAAAUACAUCCACAACUCUGGCCUUGUGCACUUGGAUAUCAAACCUAGUAAUAUCUUUAUCUGUCACAAGCUGGCAGUUGAGGGCCAAGCUGGGCAGGAAGAGAGUGACAGUGAUGAUGAGUUCUCUUCUGGUGUGAUGUAUAAGAUUGGUGAUCUUGGCCAUGUGACAUCAAUAGCAAACCCUCAAGUGGAGGAAGGAGACAGACGGUUCUUAGCCAAUGAAAUUUUGCAGGAGCAAUACUUCCAUUUGCCAAAGGCAGACAUCUUUGCCCUGGCGCUCACAACAGCUCUGGCAGCAGGUGCAGGACCACUGCCUCACAAUGGGGCCAUGUGGCACCACAUCCGCAAGGGCAAUAUCCCAUCAAUCCCUCAGAAGCUUCCCAAUGGCUUCAUUGAACUCCUCAAGCUCAUGAUCCAUCCUGACCCAAUGGAAAGACCCUCUGCCACAGCUCUUACUAAGCACCCAAUUCUCCGUCCUUCACUUGGAAAAGCUGUGCAGCUCCAGAAGCAGCUAAAUGUGGAGAAGUGUAAGACUGCCAUGCUGGAAAGGGAACUAAAAGCAGCUCGCCUUGCCCAGACCCUCAUGAAGGACCAGCCCUUAGGAAAUGCCAACUUACAGGAGUCUGAGACCUCUCCAAAGAAGAACAACAAGCGCCUGGUGGGAGGGAAGAGUUGUCGCUCAUUUAGCUUUACUGUGGGUUACUGAACUACUGUUAUUUGAAAGGCUCUUGCUGCUGAAUGACACUGAGAGCACAGGCUCUGCACAGACCAAUGUCCUAUGCUAGCUCUCCCUUGUAAAUUUUAUUUGUUCCCUCAUUAACUAUGGUGAGAUACUGGCUGAGGAAAGGAAAGAAUGAUUAGCUCUCAAGCCUAAGAUUUAUUUAAGAAUAUUUUCCUCAGUAUUGAUGUUUUCUUGUGUAACUGGUCGUCUUCUAGACUAAGAAUAGUUCUGCCACAGAAGAAAAAGGAUGGCAUUUUCUCUACUUCGCUUUGCUUAGAUGGGCACUGAUCUUUAUGUUCUUACCAUUGACCUCCUGUAUAUCUUUAGAAGGAAGACAGCAUGUCCUGCUGGUCCUUAGCAGUGAAGCAGUUGAAACAAUGGUAUAGUGUUAACUAUGUUUGGAGGCAGGCCUGUUACACAGCAGUCCUGGUGGACUUGGGAUGCAUUUGGAGCGGUAUUUCAUUGAGGGAGCAAAGAGUAAACUGCUUUUAGUUAAGGGGGCCCCACUGAUUGAGCUGAAGUUCUUUCCCCCCCUUAUCUUUGAGCAACGAGCUCAAUCACAGAGCUGAAGUGGCUGAGCUUUUGCAGACCAGACCCUGAAGCCUGGCGUGUGCUGAUAGGAAAGGACUUGGCAUCAAGUGGGGGUUGUACCUUCAGUAUGCAGGUAGGUGGCUCUGUGUGCCUAUGGGAAAUGGAAGCUUCUGGUAUCUUGCUCAUGGAGCAGCUCCACCUGCCUGAAAAAUCGGCUUUUAAGCAAUGGUGAGGGAAGCUAGAAAACAUUUAAGCUUUGGAAUUAUUAUUUUUUUCAGAGUUGCCUAUUUAAAGUGAAUAUUUUUAAGACAAUCUCAUCCCCCUGCUGAAUGUCGCAUUCUGGAUACUCGUUGGUUGUGUGUGUCUAGCAGAAAGCCAGAUACAAACGGCGUACUGCUACGAGGGAGAGCAUAAUGCUGCUGCCUUGCUUACUCUGAGUUUUACUCAAGUAGAGUUUGUGCUCAAGUGUUUGAGAGUACUGCUUUUUUAAAUUAUUAAAUCUUAUCCCCUUAAAAGCAAAAGGUGCAAAUAAAGAUUUUAACACUUGCUUUUAAUGUACUUUGCUUU
This is a messenger RNA of Meleagris gallopavo (turkey), 2481 nucleotides long. The record is from RefSeq and is a predicted model, not a curated record. NCBI's taxonomy places the organism in Eukaryota, Metazoa, Chordata, Aves, Galliformes, Phasianidae.